Molecule: messenger RNA, 1807 nt
Organism: Chelmon rostratus (copperband butterflyfish)
Lineage: Eukaryota; Metazoa; Chordata; Actinopteri; Chaetodontiformes; Chaetodontidae
Product: GTPase IMAP family member 7-like
Exons: 2
Coding region: 215-1015 (266 amino acids)
Molecular function (GO): GTP binding
Source: RefSeq, a predicted model, not a curated record
CAACACGUUUGCCCUUGUUGCAAAAUCCACCGGAAAAAAGAGCCCCCAGAUUUUGGCUCUCUGUGCCUUCUUUCCUCAAACUGGCAGGUAACAGAUGACAGGUGUUGAAGGGGAGGGAACUACACAGACUUUAUAAUAUAUAAAGAUGAAAUGAAAACAGCAAGACAUCAGCAGCUGCAAGACAUCACAGAUCAACUGCUUCUACAAGACAGAGAUGGCCAGUAAACACCAGUCUGAUCUGCGGAUUGUGCUCUUGGGAAAGACCGGCGCUGGGAAGACUGAGGCUUGGAACGCCAUCCUCGGGAAGAAGGCGUCUGCGACCGGCAGGUCUGCUGCUUCUGUGACAGCCAAGUGUGAGAUGGCAAAAAGAGAGUUUGGCAAACAAACUCUGGCUGUCGUUGAUACUCCAGGCCUGUUUCACACACAAAAAAGUGUUGACCAGGUGAUGAAAGAGAUCCUUGAAAGCACCAUGCAUGUUGUGCCGGGUCCCCAUGUGCUCCUGCUGGUGAUAAAGCUCGGUCCCUUCUCAUCUGAAGAUAAGAAAACGCUGGAAGUCUUCAAGAAAGUCUUCCCAAAUGCAAAAUCUCACACUAUCGUCCUGUUCACACAUGGAGAUAAAUAUGGUAAAGAUUGUAAGGGCUUUAUUGAAGCCAACCCAGCUCUCAAAACGUUCAUCAGUGAGUCUUGUGAGGAAUACCAUGUCUUUAAAAAAGAUGAUAAGGAUCAAGUUGCUGACCUGCUGCAGAAGGUCAACAACGUGGUCCAGAAAAACAAAGAAGGCUACUACAGCAAUGACCUGAUCAAUAAGGCUGUGACUGCCUUUGACAAAAUAAUGGAAUCAAAAGGUGAGAGCAAAGAGGCAGCACUAGGGCGUCUGUGGGGCUACAUCUCAGCGGGUCUAGCUGAAGUGGAGAAACUAGAUCCAGGUUUGUUCGGACAUGUGAAAUCGUUCCUUGACAAACUGAAGGAGGUGGCGCUUCAAUGGAUGCCACCUGAAGCAUUCCAGCAAAAGUAAUCAGAGCUCAUCAAACCAGGUUAAAAACAUACGACACAGGGAAAUUAUAGUGGUGAAAAGGUAUAUGUUAAAUAUGAUUCCUCUUCUUUUUCACAGAAACAAUCUUAAACAAUACACUGUUUUCAAAAUGCAUGAAAUGACGAGACUGUGCUAUAUUCAUGGUUUGUGACAGUUGAUACAUGGAGCAUGGAUUGUUUGUUGAGUGAGCGAUGACAGUGUGACAUUUACACCAUCACAGAGCUAAAGUCCUGUUUUUGUCUGCCUCUUGAUAAAAAUGUUGAUUCACUCAUCCGAGCCAUCUCCAUCAUCUUCUAUUAUUGUGUGUUCAGACCCAUAAGCUGAAGGAACAGUGGCUGGUGAGCAUGAUGAGGAGUUUCUGUUAUCUCUGCCCUCAAUGACAGAAACGGGAUGAACACAAUAAUAGAAAGAAGAAGCCUUUUAUGGUGUUCAUGGCUUUUCCAUGUGUCAACUGCAUUCUGAAUCCAUUGUGAAAUUGUCUGACUGUGAGACUCAGAUCCUCUUGUAAACGACGCUGAUGUUGGAAACUCAUGCUCGUGUUUGUGGUGAAAGGCUUCUGUCAGCUCUUUAGUUCUGAUUUUCUUGGACAGCACUUAGAUGAUUUAUCUUUGUAUUAUCAUAACAGUUAUCCUGAAUCAUUGUCCAAUUCUUCAUGUGUUUGACAUUCAUAUACAUGUGCUGCGUGUUGUAUCACUGAUUGGAUCAUUCCCUGUGUAUCCCUGCUGAUUUCAAUCUGUAGUAUGUUGCAUCAUAGUAAUAAAUCUGCCUAAUCGA